AUGCACGGCAUUCUGGAGCUCUCACUGCAGCUGCUCAACUCGUUAUAUCCGGCCAGCCUAAAUGGUGGCCAUGCAGCCCAAAUUCCCAUCCAUGGUGAACAAGAUGUAAAGCCCACGCCAACAACAAAGACGUCUGGCAUCCCCGACUACUUUGUAACCGACGAUGGUCAUUUUCAAGGCCCAACCCAGACGGGUGCCGCCCCGUUUCUUGCACAGACAAACCUAGCGCCCUUUGCCGGUGUGUCGUACAUACCAAAUACGCCAUUGGAAACCCAAAUGCCUAUUCCAGGAAAUCCAGAUAAUAAGAAUAUCUUCCAAAGCUUGGCAAACAUCAGCCCUUACUUUCCCAAUCCCCGCGGGUUCGGGGUUAAUGAGUAUUCAAUUCCGCCUGGUGCCAAUGUAACAUGGCUCAACAUGGUCCAUCGCCACGGCAGUCGCUAUCCCGAAGUUAGUGGUGAAGCGGCCGAGCGGACUUUGGGAAAGAAGCUCACAGAUGCAGCUGGGAAAUUUACCGCCCAUGGCCCUCUCUCGUUCCUAAACGAUUGGAAGUUUCUGCUUGGUGCUGAAAUUCUGGUUCCAAAUGGCAAAUAUGAGCUGUUUCAGUCUGGCACAUUGCACUACUAUCAGUACGGCCACUUGUACCCAAAUAACGGGAGCAAGAUUGUAGUACGGAGCACCACGCAGCGGCGCAUGACUGAAUCAGCCGAGUACUUUCUUGCGGGAUUCUUUGGCCUGCAAUGGACGCAGAAUGCAACACUGGAGCUUGCCAUUGAAGCACCAGGGUUCAACAAUACGCUGGCUGGUUACAAGCAAUGUAAUCAUACAAACUGGCAAGUAGCCAAGGAUGCAUUCAUGGAUUGGGUGGGUGUGUACCUUCACGAUGCCCAUCAAAGAAUCAGAAGCAACAUUACUGGUGAUCUCGACUGGACUUUGAGUGAUACAUACAAUGCUCAAGCCCUCUGUUUCGAAUAUGCGCUUGACAUAACCUUUCAAGCCGGCACGGGCUUUGCUUCGCCUGUUGGCCGUGCCAUUGGUAUUGGCUACGUUGAAGAAGUCCUUGCCCGCAUGCAACACCACGUCCUAACCUCACCCUCUGCCCAAAUCAACGUCACGCUCGACAACAACACCGUCACAUUCCCCACUGAUCAAGCACUCAACCUGGACUUUAGCCACGACGCCGGUAUCCUAAGCAUCCUCGUCGCUUUCGGCCUCCGCCAAUUCAACGACAAGCUGCCCACCACACAUAUCAAGCACGACCGUGAGUUCAUCCUCUCACACCUGCAGCCAUUUGCCGGCCGUUUGGAUAUUGAAGUCAUUCGUGCGCCUGCACCUGUCAACCCCAAACGGAAUCAAGACGACAUUUAUCUCGACGGCGAGCCAACGAGCUACGUGCAUUUCAUCCUCAACCAGCGCACCAUUCCACUAGGCAAGAGCCACGCCGAGUGUGGACAGCGAGACGACGGAUGGUGUGAAAUGGAGACGUUUCUCAAGGUCAUGCAGAAGCAGAUUGAGCUUGCCGACUACGACUUUGCAUGCUUUGGCGAAUACGAGAAUCCCCCCUAUGGCGAGGUGACGGAUGGAAGGCCAUUGAGGUAG
Bipolaris victoriae FI3 is the source of this 1596-nucleotide messenger RNA. RefSeq lists its product as hypothetical. Gene Ontology annotation, molecular function: acid phosphatase activity. The transcript has 7 exons. The record is from RefSeq and is a predicted model, not a curated record. Lineage: Eukaryota; Fungi; Ascomycota; Dothideomycetes; Pleosporales; Pleosporaceae. Bases 1 to 1596 code for a protein of 531 amino acids.